Molecule: messenger RNA, 801 nt
Organism: Anolis sagrei ordinatus
Lineage: Eukaryota; Metazoa; Chordata; Lepidosauria; Squamata; Anolidae
Source: RefSeq, a predicted model, not a curated record
GAAGAUUCAAAUAUGAACCAAUCUGAACAUACUUUAAGCACAACAGUUAAGACAAAUAUACAAAUGGAAGAGGAUGGCUUAGGCUUAAUACUCAUCCAAAAUGGACCCUACAUCCAGAUUGCAAGUUUAGUAGAGAAAAGCACAGCAGAAAGAGAUGGAAAACUGCAGUCAGGGGAUACACUUCUGAAGAUUGGACAUGCAAAUGUUUUAGGAUGGACACUGCGAGAACUCAGGCAACUUUUGCACACCACUCCCAUUGGGACCGUUCUGCAGAUCCAGGUUUACAGAGAUUUUAUGAAGCUGCCCAAGAGAUGGGAAGCUGCUAUCGACAACAUUCCUGAAAGAAGGGGACCUGCGAUAGAAGAUGGUGGCAACAAAGAGGACAAAGUGGCUGGCGGGACCCAAACAGUCUGCUUCGACGAGGACGGCAUCUGCACUCGAACUGGAGUCACAGGGGCUCCUGUCAGCAGCAGAAGUGUGCUCUCAGAGACUUUUCCUAAUGUGAGGGCUGUACAGUCAGUUUCUUUUGAACCAUCUAACCAACCAAAAUGGAUCUCUAAAGACUGGCACAUUGUUGAGAGGAAAACCUAUACAUUUACUGUGGGUUCAGACAUUGGUUGUGACAUCAUGAUCCAUUCAGAUUCUAAAGAGGAAAGUGAUAUGGAGACUUCAAGUUCAUAUUUAAUCUCUUCCUCACCAUACUGGAUUAUGAAACAACAUCCCACUGAUGCGUCAUCAAUGUCUUCAUCUUCUGUUUCUGAUGCAUUUUGGCUUGAUAAGUUUGCUUAUGAAUAUAAAUAA